AUGGAUUAUUCUGCUAAUGUUACUUACUUAUUUCUGGAAGGGCAUGUGGAGCUGGAGAAAUUUAGAGUUGCUUACUUUCUAAUUGUGCUUAUGGUUUAUAUUCUGAUCAUUUGCUGUAAUUCUAUUGUAAUUUCUGUCAUUUACCUAGACAAACAUCUCCAUGAGCCAAUGUACAUUUUUAUUGCUGCUUUACUUUGCAAUUCUCUCUUUGGAACAACUGCCCUUUAUCCAAAACUGCUGAGUGAUUUACUGUGUGAAAGACCAUACAUUUCCUUUGGAGCUUGUACAUUCCAGGCCUUUUUUAUUUACACAUAUGGGAUGGCAGAGUUCACGCUGUUAUCAGCUAUGGCCUAUGAUAGAUAUGUGUCCAUAUGUAAACCAUUACAGUACCCAACUCUUAUAAAAAUGUCCACCGUUAAAAAGCUCUUAUUUUUCUCUUGGUUUUUGCCUUCCUGUGAAAAUGGGACAUUGGUGAUAUUGACAUACCGACUUCAGCUGUGUAAAUUUAAAUUAAAUAGAAUUUACUGUAAUAAUUACUCAAUUGUUAAAUUAGGUUGUGGGGACAUAUUUGUAAAUAAUAUAUAUGGAUUGUUUGUUUUAACUGUUGCUGUAUUUCCACCACUGAUCUUCAUAAUCUACUCAUAUGUUAGAAUACUUGACGUCUGUUUAAAGAAUUCAAAAGAUUUCAGAAGAAAAGCUCUGCAGACCUGCUUCCCACACCUCAUCAUUUUCAUCAGUUUCACUGUUACCUCCUGUUUUGAGGUGAUUAACAGCAGAUUAGAAGGUGGUGUAUCUCACAUUUUUUCCAUGAUAAUGUCAGUAGAAAAUCUGGUUAUUCCUCCUCUGAUCAAUCCAGUUAUCUAUGGACUGAAACUGCAGGAGAUUUUGAACAGAAUUAAGAGAAUUUGGACAACGAAGACACACAUUUUUUCAAAAUGA
Messenger RNA from Pygocentrus nattereri (red-bellied piranha), 939 nucleotides. RefSeq names its product olfactory receptor 6N2-like. Gene Ontology annotation, biological process: G protein-coupled receptor signaling pathway. The record is from RefSeq and is a predicted model, not a curated record. Gene Ontology annotation, cellular component: membrane. The transcript has a single exon. Gene Ontology annotation, molecular function: G protein-coupled receptor activity; olfactory receptor activity. The coding region runs from base 1 to 939 and encodes 312 amino acids. Lineage: Eukaryota; Metazoa; Chordata; Actinopteri; Characiformes; Serrasalmidae.